AUGGAAUUGCCAGCCUUAGAGAUCCUCAAAAAGAACAGAAGCAAGAGUGUUAGAAUUAUUACUCUCAACAACAAAACAUAUCGAGGAGUGCUGGAAAACUUUGACAUGCAUGUAAAUACGCAUCUAAAGGAUAGUUAUCUCCAGGCUGAUGGAGAGGAGGAAAUAUAUAUAGGUGAGGUGCUGAUAAAUGGAGGAACGAUCGCAUGCUUUGACAUUAUGUGA
This is a messenger RNA of Encephalitozoon hellem ATCC 50504, 222 nucleotides long. RefSeq names its product putative small nuclear ribonucleoprotein. NCBI's taxonomy places the organism in Eukaryota, Fungi, Microsporidia, Unikaryonidae. Bases 1 to 222 code for a protein of 73 amino acids. The record is from RefSeq and is a predicted model, not a curated record. The transcript has a single exon.